Messenger RNA from Iphiclides podalirius (scarce swallowtail), 495 nucleotides. NCBI's taxonomy places the organism in Eukaryota, Metazoa, Arthropoda, Insecta, Lepidoptera, Papilionidae. The record is from the annotation of a GenBank genome assembly.
AUGCAUAAUUUAUUCGGGAGGAUCGAUGAACAACGUCGGAUAUACGGGUCGGAGAACGGGGAUGGCCCACCUCGCUACAUCAGUAGUCCGCAGCGGCAAGCCUCGCCAUUUCCCUUAGAAAGCACCAACCGAAGGUUCUACAGAAGAAACAGAAACUCCAAAGGUGAAGAGGUGUUCACCGCUGAAGUUGGUGCUGGCACGCUAUCACGCCGCAGCCGCCGUCCAGACGACUUCCCCCACAACCCUGCGCAGGCCUCCCGUCACUGCCACUUCAAUGGGCCCAGCGGUGGGCAGGCUAGCGAGCGCGAGUGCGAGUCGCCGCCGGAGCCCGCGCCGCCCGAGGUGCCACCGCGUGGCCCGUCGCUCCACGUCACGCUCCGCCACCGGACCACCCCCUGCGAUCCGCCCAACGACUCCGACCGUCUGUUCCUGUCCGAAGGUAGUCCACUGCUGGACAUAGGCCUUCCCAAGGGCACGCCACAGAGCACGAGCACG